AUGUCACAACGACCGAAGGUGGGUUCGGCUGCGGUGGCGGCAAAAUACGAACAGCCCUUUCAGGUACGUCACACAUGAACUGGCCCCCAUCAGUUGUACCAGGUUACAGUGAAGGUGACUCGGAUCUCGGACGAAUGAAAAUGUCACAUGGGCCGCAGGGAGGAGGGACUUUACAGUCUAACUCUCAAUUCUGAGAAUGACCGAAUAAUCCCGUCAGAUAGCAAGCUUCAAAGCCACUAGUUUUGGUGCGUGGUGACAGAUUCAAGUAAGUCAGACUUAUUACAGUGAGGAAUGCGCUGAUUUGCCAUGAAGGUGGAUUCCCCAUUGUCGACCUCACUGCCUCUUUUUUUUUCUCACGCAUUGGUCGACUGUCCGAGUCUGUCAACUAGCUGAUGUUGGGAUUGCGUCAGGUGUGGGUCUGCGCCUAGGUGUGCAACGACACUUUCCCUCAUGUCCGGUAGUAGUUGUGGUUUCGCACGGAAUUUGUGUAGCCUGAUUAGUGUGUGCCAUGGGUCAGUCUGACCCUUGACUUGUUCUAUCGCACUUACAGCGGAGUCUGUUCUGUGGACAAACGUAUCCAAUGAAAUGCCUAAUUUUGUUGCUGCUCCACCCAACUUUUUCUGAUACUAGCCUCCGGCGGUAACUCCUGUAAUGCUUCUGAGUCACCCACUGAGUGGGGCAUAUUUCAUUUUUACACCUCCGGAUCUGAGUUUUGUAAAUCUUUCCUGCCGUAUCCUUUUCUUUUUUGUGCAUCACCGCAACAAGUUCGUCGCAUAUAGCGACUCUGUCAGCAGAUGCGAGUUUUGAACCCACAAAUUUCUAGAAUUCUAAAACAAUGUCUUUUCAUGUCCAACUACCGAUUUUUUAUCUACAGAAAAAGAAGAAGAGGCUUUGAUCAUAAGGACAUAUAGCCCAUCUAAUCAAUUCAGCGCAAAAAUUACUCUUGUUAAAUUUGGUAACCUGUUAAAUGACUGACAUAUGAGCACUUGCUUCAAAGGUUCCCAUCAACAGACAAGAUGCUGUCUCUAGUGAGCCGAUGCUCCAAGCGGCCUUCUUAUUUUUUCCCGUUAGACGAACCCUUUGAGUUCAGGACAUAGUAUAAUUCCGCUCCUCAAAUACAGCCUUAUAUUUUUGUCGAAUGCAACUAGAACCGUUUUGACCUGAUGAAGAGUUACCGAAAACACGUGUUUGCCAAAUUGACUUUUCGAAUACGACUGAAUCAAAGUGAUACCUAUGCACUGGAGUAAGAUUUUCGGGUGCAGCCGCGGCAUUUAACCGCAUGAUAUCGAUAAGGCUAAAAUCCAGGUUUAAAGUGUGUACUGGAAAUGUAGGGAAACAGCCUUCCAGUUGUAAAGGACUGUUUAUACUUAGGCGGUUGCAAACAGUAUGCCUCCUUUGCAGUGUGACUGUACUUUUUGACUUUUGCUAUCCAUUCUCGUUGCGUUUUAUACUGUUAGAGACAGCUCGAGUGUCUUUAUCCCUGUGACAGACAUUCAGUACAAAACAAGGCGCUGUUUCACAGCUUCAUUACCGUCAUUUCUCAUUUAAAGGGACAUUUGGACGUUUGUUGGUAUCUCACUUAUUCAAAAUCGCUGUAAAAGUGAUUUUUUUCCAGGACGGUUUUCGAAGUAUUUUUUAAUGUUUUGGUGAGGCAUAGUUUGCAAUGGGCUCUGACUUAGCAUUUUGUGUCGUCCAGUGACCACAUCACUUUCCAUCUUUACCCCGAUUUACUAGUCCGUCAGUGCUGAUUAAUUUAAAGAAACAAAAAUCCACUCCAACGUUUUUCCGCAUUGUUUAAAGGGAUUGGGCGAUUUUAAAAGCGUGGUGUCUAUUUAUGCAUAACGGCCCAAAGAAAACUGAAAUCUAGGACAAAUUUUGUAGACGGGGAAUUCAGUAGGCUCUCCUUAACUAAAAACACUGUAAAACCAGGCAGUUUAUUUUUGCUUUUUACAGGUUUCAUGGUGACUUUUAGAAAAUAACUAAAACUGCAUGGUUAAAAAAAGCAAAUCAUAAAAAAUUAUGCACAGGCAAUGAAUUUUCCAGAGUUUCGCGCAAAAGUAAAUAACACAAUUGUCUGAUUCAUGCCACUAAUUGAUACAUGGUCGAGAUGGACAUGGUUUUAGAUAAAAGAAAAAAGAAAAUUUACAUUUUGCAUGUUAAUGGGCAUCGCGUAAUCCAGUUAACCAAAAGGUAUGCCGCCGAAUAUGACCGUGGCAUUAGCAGGCUACUCUGACCGUGGGUUGUUGCUUCCGUUUCCGCUAACUUCGUAAAUUGGCUAACAUUCCUUACUUCGUGACCCUUAAAACCCGCCACUUUUUCUCAAGAUGACUAUUCUGAGGGAUUUUCAGGCAAAACUUCAUUUGUAAUGUUACGUUGAUAGGCAUAGUAAGGCGUCUAGAAUCGUGCCUGUAACUCGCUAGGACAGGCUAUAUGGAGGGGUGAUGUGAGAAAAAUAAAAAAAGGUAAAAGUGGACGACUCAGAUUGCUUGACUGUCAACAACCAACCAUUUCCCAAGUUGGGAUGACCAGAAACUUGAAGUCCGGUUGAAGUAAACGACACACCAUUAAGUAACCGAUACGUUGUGGGAGUUGCGAUCGAGAACAGUCAAAGCCACCAGGAAAUGACUUAUGGAAAUCCAAUUUGAUAGCCGGAACAAUAGCCAAGGCGGCGUUACUCAGUGUAACUCCCUUAGGGGUACCCCUUCUCGCUCAUUAAUUGCAGCUCUCUAUGGGUCCAUCUGAUGGGCUCCAGACCGAGUGAUUCAAAGCGAAAGUGAAUGCCCUUAUCACGAUUCAACAAUAGGCGAGAAUUCUAAUAUCAUUCUCCUAGGAAUUUAGAAAAACAACAAAUGCAACUUCCACAAUUCCCUUCUGAGUUUCAUUUGGAGUUUUUCCGUCUUGUGAGGCAUUUUAGUUGCAACUGACUUCCCGCAUAGACGUGUUUCAUUCUCCUUCCCGGCGACAGAAAUUUUCUGAUGAAAAAGCUUCAUAACAAAAUCUUAACGGUUUGGAGUCCGACAUAUGGACGAACAAUGUCCUAUGUAAUGAAAUAUAUUUUAAGUCGAAAAGCGAUGUGAUGCAUUCCUGAACAUUUUCCGACUAGCAGAUAUUACAUUUCCAUAGAUUCAGUCAAGUAAAUUUUCGUAUAUAUUUAGUAUCUCAAGAUAAUAUUAAUUAAAAUUGAAAACGAAACCGCACAAGGUACAGUCAACUUAUACUUAAACAAUAUUCUUAUUAGGGACGGAGUGUUUACCACUUUCAAAUCUCAUCAAACUGGAUCUGACAAAAACACUAUUAAUAAUUUCAGAGAAAAAGGCGAUCACAGGAACAACUGCGUUUUGGGGUCCAACACUUCGAAUGACACACGGCUGUUAAUAAUCAAAGACCGGCCGCCUACCCUGGCACGAGCGCUAUACUGUAGCCAUUAUAACAACUCUUUAAAAACCAGGAAAACCGAACCAGUCAGGAAGGGAAACAACCGCAUAAAUUUCAUACGCACCUGCCAAAAUCUCGACCAACUGCGCAAUGCCAGCCGGAAUAAAAAUGUCCAUCAAACUUCUUUUUUAUAUAACCUGCUAUAUUCCACUCGACAGAAUAAAGUUGGAGGGCUUCAGCCGCUGUAUUGACGGCCUCCUGUUGCAUGCUCUCUGGCAUAUCCGAACUCCGGACGACAGCACGAAACUGUGUUGUCAUGACUACGGGGCGACACUGGUAACAGGGGAUUAAAUCUUUUGGGGAGAAUAGCAGUCGUCGCAGCAGCCAGGCUGCCAGAGAAAAUAGUCACUGUUGUGAGAAUGCUUAACGCAUCUGAUAGCAUAAUCAUCACCAGAGUCUCAUGUACCAGGCGUCAGUGGGAGCCCAAUCGAAGGAGCAGGGGUAAGCGCCAAAAGACAACACAAGCAGUCAGUUCAAAAUCAUAGGUAUGUAGCAGUCACGCGGUCAUGCAGUAAUCGAAUUAGCAGCGGCGGCAUCAGAAAAUUAAUCAAGUUCACCAGCAAGCCCAGUUAAAAAGGGGGCGUGAUACAUACUGUGGUCACAGACACAUCUUUGGCGUUUAGCCGAUGUAUGGAUCCACAAUGGCCCCAAGAACAAUUUGCCUGUGAUGAAGGCUUUGAUGUCAUAUAGAAGAAGAUUAAGGAAAAAUUAACUGAGUUUCAUAACAGAUAAGAGUCAGUAUAUUUAAGUGGAGUAGUAACAAGACUGAGUUCACAUUAAUCCAUGCAAAAGCAAGAGUAGAGCCGCAUUUAUGAUUUUUGUUUUCCCUUGUACUCAUCUCAUCUUGGAAAAGGUGUUUAUUUACGAGACGUGUUUUUACUGAUUUAUGUUGCCUUUAAAAGAUGAACCAAAAUUGUGCAGGAUAGAGAAAUAACUAACCACAGGCAACUUCUGGGAUCUUUAAACCUAUAAUUUAAUCGUUAGAAGUAUAGAAAUGUCUACCAGAGCUUUUACAAGCAUUUAUAUAAAUGUACCGAUACUCAAAUAUCGUUAAUAUAGACGUGACUGGAUAGUUUACAGUUUUUGGGGUAUCCAAGGUGUCCUGUAAGAGAAUGAAGCGUUUCAUAGAUCAGUAAGCGGUGCGUUUGCGCAUAACGUGGUCCGUUAACGUCUAGAAUGUGUUAAAGAAGCGGACAAUUGAUUUCGAGAUCAAAAAACCGAAGUGUUCCACGGUUGGGACACUUGUAAGGACAGGUGUUGGAAAUUUGCCUCUGAGUUGGCUGAGCCACAAAGUUGCCAAAAUCCUUUUAUUUUUAAUUUGCGUAUGGAGGGCAUUCUAAUAUGAGCUUUCGCACGCAACUUUAUUGAUGGCCAACUUUCCUAGAAGCGACCGCAAACGGCGGAUUUUCAGUUAGAAUUUUUAAGACGGGUGAUAUUUUAUUUAUAGGUUUACAGAAUGAAAAAAAAACUGGCUUGAUAUUUAAUGCCCACUAUUUUCGAUUAGCAGUCUCGCAGGUGACGGCGACACAUUUAACCAAAAGCUUCUUUGUCCUUAUGUACGUUAGAUAUGCUGUCAUAUGAGAUAUUAGCGGAGAUUCGAAAUGUGUUUUCAAUUCCAUAAAAUUACAUAGAUAGGGUUGUCAUGUUAGAUAUCAUUUUGUACACUGCCAAGAUAUUCUACUCUCGUCAGGAUGCCAACUUUCAAACGGGUUUCGUAUCAGCCGUGACGUAAAUAAAAGUCCGUAAAAUAACAAUUUAAGCAGCAUAAAAUUUCCCAUUGAUUUUAAGUACCCUUAUAAAUUUAAACAUAUUUUACAGAAAGCGCCCACAAGGCAUAAUUUAUCUUACUCAUUGGACAAAACUUUACGUCUUUAAAAUGUAUGCUUGAGAAAAAAUCUUUCGAUUAAAAAAUUUCUCACUUUCGAUUAAUUUUGAACCUGUCCUCCAAUUACACUUACAUUUAAAGUUUCCAUACCACAAGCUGUGUACUUCUGGUGUUAGGAAAGUUAUACAUCUCUAUAUAUGUAAAGUAGAGGUCAUAUAAGACUCAUAAAAUUUUACGACGCACGUGGACUAUGUUGUUCACUUCUUAAGCGGCAUUAGUAAAUGUGCUAAUGCGAUAAUUUAUAAUUGGACAUUUUAUGGCCUUGAAACAUUUCAAAAUUUGAGGCUUUUCGAAACCAAAAAGACACUCUUUCUUCAAGCAUCAAAUUUGGAAAAGGCGUAAUUUUUUACUAAAUGGGUAAGGAAAAGAGUAUUUUUGUGCAUCGUUUGGUCAGAUGGGGUUAUGUGGUCGCACCUGAGGUAAAUAAAUCUCAGCCACCUAUAAUACGGGACCGGUGGUAAGAGGCGGUUUUUAGAGGUGAGGUCGGGAAACCCACAGGCGACGAGGCCAAAUAAUUGUAUGCAAAAGAAAAGCUAUCGGGAAUGCGUGGUUGUACUUUGAGUAAUUGAGAAAUAGCUGCCCCAACCCCUAACCCUAACGACUAACCCUGAUUCCUAAACCCAACCCUAACCCUUAACUGCAGCCAUGAAGUCUAACCCUGAAACAUCCAACGCGAUAGUUAGGAGGAGAGGACAGGCAGAAAGUCAAGACCACCAGCAUUGAGCUGGAAAAGAUAGACACGGACACAAAGAAAAAAGUCCGCCAACAGAACACACACCGCAGUGCACAGCAACACCACGCCAACGUAAUCACACCAACUCGAAAUAAUUGAGUAGGUCAACAGUAUCGUGUCCGUCAGGUGUGGUUACAUAACCACAUCUUACCCACGGUUUCUACAAAAUACAGUUAAAUUUAUAAGUGCAUUGAAAAUCAGUAGGAAAAUUAGCAUUGAUUGGGUAGUCAUUUUUCGGAAUCUAGUUAAUGCAGGCGCCCGAUAAGAAGCCCGUUUAAAAGUCGGCAUCCUGAAGUGAUUGGUAUAUCUUGGCACUACACAACAUGAUAAUUAACGUAACAACCCUACUUAAGUGAUCCUUUCGAAUCGAAAAUGCAUUUCGGAAUUUCGGUUAACAUUUCAUGAGAUAGCAUAACUGCUACAUAGUGAACUUUUUUAUCGCACGUAAAUCUCGUCAACACCGCGGAGCGGCUUAGAUAACCUUUCGCACUAAACAGAUAUUCAGGGAUUUCAACAAAUUUUACGCAAUAUUCGACGUCCUCGUGACCUCAUUUUGAUGUUUUAACAUCCAAUUUUCAAUUCCUCUCUCACUAAACCUUAGAAGCAUUGUUCUAAUUCAACAUUUCUAACAUUUUAUUAUUGAAGGAUGGCAAUACUCGCGCUCAGCAUGGCAAAAAGUCAACAACACUUUGGGACAGCCUCAUCAGCGAAAAGUCGGCAUGACUUGAAUUUUUGAUAAUAUGACACACGUUUGUCAUCAAAUAGCCAGGAUAAACUGAGAUCCAGAAGUCAAAAGUGCGAAGAUAGUUUGUGAAAUCCUUUGCCGCAAGGGGCUUCACUGACGGCACUAAGUAAAGUGAUGGCGAACAAGAGGCAGUAGUAAAUAGGACCUCCUCAACUGAACUUAAGACAUACAUUAGGCCAGCGGGAUGGAAGAACGCCAAUUAGGCAGCCCUCCAUCGCAGAUGGUUGCUUUUGUUGCGAUAAUUAUUUUAUAGCCGGCAUUCGAAUCGGCAACACCUCAAUUUCCUUAGCUGUUUUGGUUGUUGGCAUGAUAAUUACUCGGCCAUCUGGAUUACCAACGCUGGCGUUGCGACCAGUGUUCGCCUGCGCGCUCCUCGGGUGGAACAGGGUCAAGUCAAUCAUGUCAUUGACAAGGGGAAGGCGGGCAGGGGUGAUAAGAGCCAAUGUUAGAGGCGGGGCGGGAGAGGAAAGGCUCGGAGAGUUGCAUGCAGUUAUUCGACGUUUGACCUCGAGCAUAGCUGAAGGAGACCCUAGAAAUCAUGCAAAAAGCUUCGCUGGGGUCCACACAACACCCAAAGUCAACAACAUGUGCGAGAAUACCGCUAUUCAUGACCCUAGGGGUAUAGGGAUGUCAGCGGUGGGUUCACGUAAUGGUCGUGGUGGUCGCUCAUUUGCUUGCAGGUGAAACUGCGCCUAGCGUCCACUUGCUGGCACUCAACGCUCACAUGUGGCUCCACGUAGCUGGACUUGUUCAGCGGCCAUAGCCCGGGCAACCGUCUCGACCGGCGGGCUAAACCAGGUGAGGGGGCUCUGUGCGCUGUGUCGUGUGCACAGGGUUUGCGGAUUCCGCUGGAUGGAAGGUCGGAUGGAACCUUGCGUCGGCACCGUCGUGACGUGGUUCGUCUUUGCACGCCGCUGGACAGCCGGUGACGGGAUGGAUCUCCACAUCGACAUCGCCUUGACGCGCCCACCUACGCCGUCGGAGACUGCGGCUUAUGGCGAAUUCGAGUCGCUCUCCACUACAACCCGAAUUCGUGGUCCCAUAGUGGAGUUCAGCCGUGCCACAACGGCACAUGGCAGCCCUAUUCAGGGAUGGCACUGCAAGCCCCCACGAGGGGAAGGGCCUAGAAAAGGUGGCCUAAACAUUGCUGGGUACCACGCCGUCUCCAGGCUAGCCAGGGCCGCAGACGUCUUAUCAUGGUCGAAACAAUCAAAAUCGAAACAACUACAAUACCAAUAACAACAACAACAACCAUACUCAUUCUCCUCAUCCUACCUCUUCUUCCUCUUCCUCUGCCUAUUCUUUUGCCUAUUCUUCUCCUUCGUCACCUUCUUCUCCAUCUCCUUCCCGUCGUCCCACUCGUUGUCACCAGAUUGGCAGGGUGAGCCCUCUCACUCUGGCAGCCUGGAAUGUUCGUUCCCUUUUAGACAAUCCGAGGAGCAACCGACCGGAACGGAGGACGGCGCUAGUAGCACGAGAACUGGUGCGCUACAAGGUGGACAUCGCCGCACUCAGCGAGACCCGAUUCUCCGAACAAGGCCAAUUGGAGGAGGUGGGUGCCGGCUACACCUUCUUCUGGAGCGGUCGACCCAGGGCAGAGCGACGGGACGCGGGUGUCGUCUUCGCCAUUCGGAACGACAUCGAGGGACGACUGCCCUGUUUGCCGCAGGGCAUCAACGAUCGCCUGAUGAGCCUCUGCCUGCCUCUCUGGGGAGGCAAAUUCGCCACCAUCAUCAGCGCCUACGCUCCGACGAUGACCAGCCCCGACGCCGCCGGAAGAGACAAAUUCUAUGAGGAUCUGCACGCCCUCUUGGCGACUGUGUCGAAGGCGGACAAGUUGAUUUUCCUUGGUGACUUCAACGCACGCGUCAGCACAGACCAUACUGCCUGGAGAGGAGUGCUGGGUCCCCACGGUCUCCGCGGCUCAAACGACAACGGUCUGCUGCUUCUCCGCACCUGCGCAGAACACCGCCUCAUCCUGACGAACACGUUCUUCUGUCUGCCGGAGCGAGAGAAGGCCACCUGGAGGGAUCCUCGGUCGCGCCAGUGGCACCUGCUGGACUAUGUCCUCGUCCGGAGGCGAGAUCAGCGGGACGUGCUGGUGACGAAGGCGAUCGCGGGUGCUGACGGGUGGACCGAUCAUCGCCUCGUCAGCUCGAAGAUGCGUAUUCGUCUACAGCCUUGCAGGAGACCACAAGUUAAGCGAUCCCCGGGUAAGCUGAAUGUUACCUUGUUGUCUUUGCCCGCUCACCAUCUUCAUUUCAGCAAUGAGCUAGCUCAACGGCUAGACAACCUUCCUAUCGCUGCCGCCGACGACGACGCCGCCGCCACUGCCGAGAACGCCUCCGUGGAGAACCGCUGGUGUCAACUGCGAGACACUGUCCAGUCGACGGCGCUCGCAGUCCUCGUUCGCGCUCCCCACCAACACCAGGACUGGUUCGACGACAACGACGCCGCCAUCAGAAAUCUGCUAGCUGAGAAGAACCUCCUACACAAAGCCUACGUAGAUCACCCCACUGAUGCCACCAAAGCUGCCUUCUACCGCAGUCGCCGCCACCUUCAGCAACGACUGCGCGAGACGCAGGACACCUGGACUGCUCGCAAAGCUGAGGAGAUCCAAGGGUCCGCGGACCGGAACGAAUGGAAGAACUUCUUCUCUGCGAUCAAAGCUGUCUACGGUCCGCCGACGAAAGGCACUGCUCCUCUCCUCAGCGCCGACGGCAACACUCUCCUGACUGAGAAGACGCAAAUCCUACAGCGAUGGGCCGAGCAUUUCCGAGGCGUCCUCAACCACCCCUCCGUCAUCUCCGACGUCGCCAUCGAGCGUUUGCCGCAAGUGGAGACCAACGUGGACCUCGACCUUCCGCCAUCUCUACCGGAGACCAUCAGGGCCGUGCAACAGCUCUCCAGCGCAAAAGCACCCGGAUCGGACGCAAUUCCUGCUGAGGUCUACAAGCACGGAGGUCUCCAACUGAUGGAUUACCUGACUGCGCUCCUCCAAGAGAUGUGGCGUCAAGGUGAAGUCCCGCAAGAUUUCAAAUACGCAACCAUCGUGCAUCUCUACAAGCGAAACGGCAACCGCCAAAUCUGCGACAAGCACCGUGGCAUCUCCUUGCUGAACAUCGCCGGGAAGAUCUUCGCACGAAUCAUCCUCAACCGCCUCAAUAACUAUCUCGAACAGGGCCUUCUGCCGGAAAGCCAAUGCGGCUUCCGUCGUCAUCGUGGGACCACGGAUAUGAUCUUCGCCGCUCGUCAACUUCAGGAGAAGUGUUAG
This is a messenger RNA of Spirometra erinaceieuropaei, 10072 nucleotides long. The record is from the annotation of a GenBank genome assembly. Lineage: Eukaryota; Metazoa; Platyhelminthes; Cestoda; Diphyllobothriidea; Diphyllobothriidae.